CCCGAAGUCCGCGGGGAGCAGGGAGACGGCUGGCGGCUGGGCGACCGCGCACCGGGGCCAUGCCGCGCUCCUUCCUGGUGGACUCGCUGGUGCUGCGCGAGGCAGGCGAGAAGAAGGCUCCGGAGGGCAGCCCGCCGCCGCUCUUUCCUUACGCCGUGCCCCCGCCGCACGCACUGCACGGCCUCUCGCCCGGCGCCUGCCACUCUCGCAAGGCCGGGCUGCUGUGCGUGUGCCCGCUUUGCGUCACCGCCUCGCAGCUGCACGGGCCCCCCGGGCCGCCCGCGCUGCCUCUGCUCAAGGCAUCCUUCCCGCCCUUCGGCUCGCAGUACUGCCACGCGCCCCUAGGCCGCCAGCACUCGGCCGUGUCGCCCGGGGUCGCUCACGGCCCCGCCGCCGCCGCUGCCGCCGCCGCGCUCUACCAGACCUCCUAUCCGCUGCCCGACCCCAGGCAGUUCCACUGCAUCUCCGUGGACAGCAGCUCCAACCAACUGCCCAGCAGCAAGAGGAUGCGCACCGCGUUCACCAGCACGCAGCUGCUAGAGCUGGAGCGCGAGUUCGCCUCUAACAUGUACCUGUCCCGCCUACGCCGCAUUGAGAUCGCAACCUACCUGAAUCUGUCCGAGAAGCAGGUGAAGAUCUGGUUCCAGAACCGCCGGGUGAAGCACAAGAAGGAGGGCAAAGGCAGCAACCACCGCGGCGGCGGUGGGAGCGCGGGCGCAGGCAGUGGCGCACCGCAAAGCUGCAAAUGUGCGUCGCUCUCCUCAGCCAAGUGCUCCGAGGACGACGACGAAUUGCCCAUGUCUCCGUCCUCUUCGGGGAAAGAUGACCGGGAUCUCACGGUCACUCCCUAGGCGCUCGCCUCCCCAGGUCGCCCACCCCAGGCCCCCCUGCCGUCUCAAAGACUGGUCGUGGGACGAAGCACCCAGGGACCCGCUGCCAAGCCGCGGCCACGCGCAAGUUUGGCAAGGGUUUUCGGAGGUCUCGGGCCCUGGGCAGCUCCAAGGGCUUGGCAGAGACCUGACGCUGGUAUUCCCACCCCGGGGCCCGCAGCUGUCCAAAGCGAACUCCAAGCUGUGAAUCCUGCAAGCGCUGGAGUCCUUCUCAGCCAUGCAGCACAGCGCAGCGGUCCUGGACAGCAUGCGGGCCAGCCCUGCGCCUUGCUGGCCGCUGGCGCCUCCUCGCCUGACCUCUCUGGACUGGCUCAGGCUUUCUCGAGUCCUCUACUCCCCUUCACCCUGGGUCAAGCUGGGCCUCUUACCUCUCGACGCCCGCUCGCUACCCGCACCCCCACCUUUUUUUUUUUUUUACUUCUUUCCGUCCCCACUUCUUCACUGAGGUGGUUUAUCCAACCCCCCACACACACACAUAUACACACAUUUACGAACUCUUCUUGUUCUUGUUUUUCCUUUCCGUCCCCUCCUUGAGGGGUCUAUUCGAAGUUCAGUGGGACCAUUUAUCCUUCAAUCAGGCCUUGCUGUCCCUGCUGCUCCUCUCCCACGAGAGAAAUCGUCACCCGUGAUGUCUGUGUCGGGGAAACCCGACUCACUUUAUUACGGAGACGCUUUGCAUUUCCCUAAAUGAGACCCAGGCUCUCCGCCCCUGGCGACCCCUCUUUCCCCAGACCCCAGACCGCGACCCCGCCCUGGUCUAGCUUGUCAUUGUACGGUCUCUGUAAUACCA
Ailuropoda melanoleuca (giant panda) is the source of this 1680-nucleotide messenger RNA. It is a transcript of the gene GSX1, whose product is annotated as GS homeobox 1. Gene Ontology annotation, cellular component: nucleus. The coding region runs from base 60 to 851 and encodes 263 amino acids. Lineage: Eukaryota; Metazoa; Chordata; Mammalia; Carnivora; Ursidae. Gene Ontology annotation, molecular function: sequence-specific double-stranded DNA binding; DNA-binding transcription factor activity, RNA polymerase II-specific. The transcript has 2 exons. Gene Ontology annotation, biological process: regulation of DNA-templated transcription. The record is from RefSeq and is a predicted model, not a curated record.